Colletotrichum truncatum is the source of this 456-nucleotide messenger RNA. Lineage: Eukaryota; Fungi; Ascomycota; Sordariomycetes; Glomerellales; Glomerellaceae. The record is from RefSeq and is a predicted model, not a curated record.
AUGUCUACCGCCGCCCGUCGCCGCUUGAUGCGUGACUUCAAGCGUAUGCAAACCGAUCCUCCUGCCGGCGUGUCUGCAUCUCCCGUCCCGGAUAACGUCAUGACCUGGAACGCUGUCAUCAUCGGACCCGCCGACACCCCUUUCGAAGAUGGAACAUUCAGACUUGUAAUGCAGUUCGAAGAGCAGUACCCCAACAAGCCACCCGCGGUCAAGUUUAUCAGUCAAAUGUUCCACCCCAACGUCUAUGCCACAGGAGAACUUUGCUUGGAUAUUUUGCAAAAUAGAUGGAGUCCCACAUAUGACGUCGCCGCAGUUCUGACGAGCAUCCAGAGCUUGCUUAACGACCCGAACACCGGCUCUCCAGCGAACGUGGAGGCUUCGAACCUGUACAAGGACAACCGGAAGGAGUACACCAAGCGUGUCAGGGAGACAGUUGAGAAGAGCUGGGAAGACUAG